Molecule: messenger RNA, 1062 nt
Organism: Eufriesea mexicana
Lineage: Eukaryota; Metazoa; Arthropoda; Insecta; Hymenoptera; Apidae
Gene: CAHbeta
Product: carbonic anhydrase beta
Exons: 5
Coding region: 59-826 (255 amino acids)
Molecular function (GO): carbonate dehydratase activity; zinc ion binding
Source: RefSeq, a predicted model, not a curated record
CGUGUGUUGUCAUCAUUUUGGACUGAUAUAACGUAGUAAAGUGUCUAUAGAGCUUACUAUGGAUAGAAUAAUUAAAGGAAUAAUGAAAUAUAGAAAUUGCCAUAGGGAAGGAAUGGUGAAACAGUUUCAAAAAGUUCGAGAUCAUCCUGAACCAAAGGCAGUAUUCUUUACCUGCAUGGACUCACGGAUGAUCCCAACUAGAUUUACGGAAACAAACGUUGGGGACAUGUUUGUCGUAAGAAAUGCUGGUAACCUUAUUCCCCAUUCUCAGCAUUUUGUGGACGAAUUAACAAUGUGCGAACCAGCGGCCUUAGAACUUGGUUGUGUAAUAAAUGACAUAAGACACAUAAUAGUUUGUGGCCAUAGUGACUGUAAAGCUAUGAAUUUGUUAUACGCUUUGCGAGACGAAGAAUUCGCAUCAAAAGCGAAUAGAAGGAUAUCACCAUUAAGAGCAUGGUUGUGUGCACAUGCUAGUAGCAGUUUAGCAAAGUUUCAACAGCUUGAAAUCACUGGCUUCCGUGAACCGAUACUUUUUCAAGCUGAAACGCCAUUACGAAAGUUCGUGGCUUAUAUAGACCCUGAAAAUAAAUUUGCCAUAGAGGACAAAUUAUCUCAAAUAAAUACCCUACAACAACUACAAAACAUAGCUUCCUACGGAUUUUUAAAAAAACGACUUGAAAGGCACGAUUUGCACAUUCAUGCGCUAUGGUUCGAUAUAUAUACUGGUGAUAUUUAUUAUUUUAGCAGGGCAAAUAAAAGGUUCAUGGAAAUAAACGAAGUGACUGAAACACUUUUACUUGCGGAAGUUACAAAAUAUUAUUCUUAAGUUGCUUGAUGGUAAAAGAGUAUCGUUUAUAUAGGUAGGAUAUUUUUUACGGUUGAGACUGAAUAACUUCAAUUUGUUGAAUCUUUUAAGAACGUUCAAAUGUGGAGUGGCUGCGACUUAGAUACUCGUUCAAUUGAAGACCAUGUAAUGUACCUGGAUGUGAAAGUAGUGAAUUCUCUUCCCUCUUUUUUAUUAAGAUUCAUAUUACAAACUUGUUUGCACAAAAUAGACCGUUG